ACUAGUAUAGUAGUAUGGAAAAACGGUCUAUUUCCCCCCGAUAACUAUCGCAUCAUAACAGAUGCAGCCCAAACUUUAACCCCGGUUCUAAUGUCCCUGAAAUGUACCUUUGAGGCCUAAUUCCCCCCGAAUUGGAAGUUCACCAUCUAAAUGUCUCCAUGUCUGGGUUUCGUCGGUUUGGUGCGUUGACCCGAGACCAAACCAGAUUUUGGUCGUAACUUAACCAAAAAAAAACCGAUUCCAUAUUUUUACCCGACCCACUAAUGCUGUUAAACCCCAAAAUCAAAAUCCCCAAAUUCGAAAUCGUUUUUCCACAAUUGAAGAACCCUAGAUUCUAAAAUUUUGAUUAACCCAGAAAUCGAGUUGCUGCAAGAUGAGCAAUAUGUCAAUGAGUUCGUCAGGAUCUACAGGUCCUCGUGGAAGAGGCAGAAUCGUCGGGGUGCCAAAGAGAUGUUGGUGCGGGGAAGAAAUUGUGGCACUAAAUUCAAAAUCCGAUUCCAAUCCUUGCCGGAGAUACUAUCGUUGUGGUGUUGCUGCUAAACUUAGGCUAAGGAACGAUGAACACACGUUCAAAUGGGUUGAUGAAGCCUUGCUCAAUGAGAUAGAUGCAUUGAAAGAAAAGAAUGUUGAACUUGAGAAGGAGGUUACAAAGCUUAAGACAGAGAGUUUGGAGAUUGAGAAGAUCGUUUGCGAGAAGGUCGAAAUGAUGAUAGAGAAGGAGAUAUUUGAGAAGGUGGAAGAUGCUUUGUCUGAAGCCAAAGGAAGCACUAAGAAGAUGAUGAUUGUCGUUGUGAUAGGGUGUAUGAUCAUGAUUGGAAUCAUCAAAUUAGUCGGAUGAACCAUUGAUCACUUCAUUGUAGUUGUUGUGUUGGUUGAAUGUUUGUGUUUUGGUUCUAGCUUUAGAUUUAUGAUUAAGCUAAUGGAGUUUGUAGUUUGGAUUUAUGAUCAAGACAUUAUGUAAUAAGAGAAUGGUUUUUGUUUUGUAUCAA
This is a messenger RNA of Arabidopsis lyrata subsp. lyrata, 989 nucleotides long. RefSeq lists its product as uncharacterized. Bases 374 to 838 code for a protein of 154 amino acids. Gene Ontology annotation, molecular function: zinc ion binding. The transcript has 2 exons. The record is from RefSeq and is a predicted model, not a curated record. Lineage: Eukaryota; Viridiplantae; Streptophyta; Magnoliopsida; Brassicales; Brassicaceae.